AUGCUCGAUUCUUCUGCAGAGAUCGUAGAGAACGAGUUCAUGACGUCAGCAGACGCCGCUUAUCAACGUUCAGAUCUUUUAUCUCAUUUCUACAUGGAUGGAUCGAAACUCUCUCAACCUCGAACGAGCGAAACUUUAUCACAAAUCUUAAAUCAAAAGUUGAAGGAAGAAAAAGACGUUUUGAACACCAUCGCUGUUGUUUCUUUCGUGUUAACUGAUUCAAAUAUUUAUGAGCAAUCCCUGUCUUAUAGGCUCAUUACGAGUCUCUGCCACACAUCCAAUGUGAAAGAAAGAGAAAAAACUCGAUCCGGCAUACCCGAAAAAUCCAAACGAGCACAGCUGAUAAGCAUCAACAAAACAAUAUCAUUAAUAAAUUCAAGUAUCAACUCUUGUUUUUCAAUUACACAAAAAAACUUUUAUGCACAAGAUUUUCAACAAACCGACUUAUUGCGUCUUGAUUCAUAA
Molecule: messenger RNA, 465 nt
Organism: Clunio marinus
Lineage: Eukaryota; Metazoa; Arthropoda; Insecta; Diptera; Chironomidae
Source: the annotation of a GenBank genome assembly